This is a messenger RNA of Gavia stellata (red-throated loon), 1342 nucleotides long. It is a transcript of the gene IKZF5, whose product is annotated as IKAROS family zinc finger 5. Gene Ontology annotation, molecular function: RNA polymerase II transcription regulatory region sequence-specific DNA binding; DNA-binding transcription factor activity, RNA polymerase II-specific. Bases 70 to 1329 code for a protein of 419 amino acids. The transcript has 4 exons. Gene Ontology annotation, cellular component: nucleus. NCBI's taxonomy places the organism in Eukaryota, Metazoa, Chordata, Aves, Gaviiformes, Gaviidae. The record is from RefSeq and is a predicted model, not a curated record. Gene Ontology annotation, biological process: regulation of transcription by RNA polymerase II.
GGAACAUGUUUGCUACUUAGCAGGGAACUAAAAUUCAGGCACAAGAGGUUGUAAACGUAAAGAGUGAAUAUGGGCGAAAAGAAGCCAGAACCUUUGGACUUUGUAAAAGAUUUUCAGGAAUAUCUUACACAGCAGACUCACCAUGUAAAUAUGAUUUCUGGAUCAGUUAGUGGAGACAAGGAAGCAGAGACUCUUCAGGGAGCUGGGACAGAAGGUGAUCAGAAUGGUCUGGAUCAUCCUUCUGUUGAAGUUUCACUGGAUGAAAACUCAGGAAUGUUAGUGGAUGGGUUUGAAAGGACAUUUGAUGGAAAGUUAAAGUGUCGAUACUGCAACUAUGCCAGCAAAGGAACAGCACGGCUCAUAGAGCAUAUCAGAAUUCAUACAGGUGAGAAGCCGCACAGAUGCCAUUUGUGUCCCUUUGCAUCAGCUUACGAACGUCACCUGGAAGCUCACAUGCGAUCGCAUACUGGUGAAAAACCAUACAAAUGUGAAUUGUGUUCCUUUCGCUGCAGUGACAGAAGCAACUUAUCUCACCACCGCAGACGCAAACAUAAAAUGGUGCCUAUCAAGGGUACAAGGUCUUCCCUAAGCAGCAAGAAAAUGUGGGGGGUUUUGCAGAAGAAGACCAGCAAUUUGGGGUACAGCAGAAGAGCAUUAAUUAAUUUGAGUCCACCUUCCAUGGUGGUUCAGAAACCAGACUACCUUAACGAUUUCACUCAUGAAAUCCCAAAUAUCCAGACUGAAGCAUAUGAAAGCAUGACAAAAACAACCCAGAGCAGUGGGUUGCCCAGAGAUCCACAAGACCUCAUGGUAGAUAAUCCUUUAAACCAGCUCUCUACGUUAGCGGGACAGUUAUCUAGCUUGCCACCUGAAAACCAAAAUCCAGCCUCUCCUGACGUUGUUUCCUGUCAAGAUGAAAAGCCUUUCAUGAUACAGCAGCCUGCUGCACCUGCGGUAGUUUCAGCUGUGUCAGCAAAUAUUCCUCAAAGUUCAUCUCCAACCAGCCCAGAUCCUCGGCCUACACACAGUCAGAGGAACUAUAGCCCCGUGGCAGGUCCCAGCAGUGAUCGCAGUGCCCACACCAGUACUCCCAGCAUAAGUAACAGUCAACCAAGUACUCCGGCUCCGACCCUUCCGGUUCAGGACCCUCAGCUUCUGCAUCACUGCCAACACUGUGACAUGUACUUUGCGGACAAUAUCCUUUAUACUAUUCACAUGGGAUGUCAUGGGUUUGAAAAUCCUUUUCAGUGCAACAUAUGUGGGUGUAAGUGUAAAAAUAAGUAUGACUUUGCUUGCCAUUUUGCAAGAGGCCAACAUAGUCAACAUUGACUGAGAACAUGCU